AUCACCUGCAAAAAGUGACGAGGGUAGGUAUCAUUCAUUUCAUUCUGGUGCUUUUCCGAACCACACCUUGUUCCGCAGCCAGGUUCCAGAGUGGAAGUCCCCGGCCUGUCCGUUUUUUCUUCCUUGUAAAACCACCGGUUCACCUUUUGUCUCUCUUCAACCAUCAUAUCAAGCUGUUCCCCUGAGUAUCCUGCUAUUAUUCAGACGUGGUUCACCUGCUCGUUUCCUGACGGAUAUCCGACUUGGAUCCCUUGGCUCCCUUCAAUUCGGUGCUAUCUGUGCUAUCUCCCCAAUCUCUCGCCUUGAUGAGUGCGUCGACGUUUUCGGACGCUUCCCUGGCCCGUGAUUCUCAGAGCGCGGACUUCGACUUGAUCGUUCGCCAGCAGCCCACCCGGGCGCGCGUGGCUGGUGGGAAGGAGAAAGAACGCAAGCCAGUUGAUCCGCCUCCAAUCGUGCAGAUUCGAGUGAGAGAGGAGGGGACCUAUCUCGCACAACAUUAUCUUCAGAGUCCCUAUUAUUUUAUGUGCUGCAGCCUCUACGAUGCUUCAGAAGACAAUCCUGUUCCCGUGGCUCCAUCCACCGCACUAACUGGUACACUGGUCUCCUCGCUUCACCGGUUGAAGGACGUGGACAACAGCGAUGGAGGGUUCUUCGUUUGGGGAGACCUGUCCGUGAAGAUCGAGGGCGACUUUCGACUCAAAUUCACUCUCUUCGAAAUGCGCAAGGAUGAUGUAACUUACCUAAAAUCCAUCAUUACGGACCGCUUCACUGUUUACCCUCCAAAGAGCUUCCCUGGAAUGGGAGAGUCGACCUUUUUGUCUCGAUCAUUUGCAGACCAAGGAGUAAAAUUGAGGAUCAGAAAAGAACCGCGGACGCUGAUAAAACGACCACCCCCACGACCGGAGGAUUAUCCUCAGCCGCUUCCACGAUCUCCAGAUCGCUCGUCAAUUCAGAUGUCUAGUAACGCAUUCAGCGGGUACCCUCAAACAGCAGGCAGAGACUACGCGUCGUACUACGGAGCGGCGCAUCCAACAAAACGAGCACGGAUGUCGUCGAUUGACAUGGGCACCAGAGGUGUCUAUGAUGCAGAUGGCCGACUUCGCCAGAUGGAUGCUUACCCUCAGACUGCAAUAUACAAUCAAGCUCAGGGCUAUCCGGCUUCUAUGAUGCAGGGUUAUCCGACGGGGCAUGCGGGAGUUCCUGACUAUACGCUGACUCCGGAACAGAUGAGUUACGGAAUUCCGGCUUCGGCUCAGGUACCCCAGAUGCAGGAUCCAAGUGUUCACAGUCGAUCGAGUCAACAGGCGACGAUGCAGUCUCUUGGGAUGGUAAAUCAGCCUGGCACGCCGACAGCGGAUGCAACAGGGGCGAUGAUGUCUCAAGGCUAUCCUCGAUCCCAGCAAUAUCAGACCAGCUCAACGAUACUCCCUCCUCUGCAACGGAACCGCAACUUUCCCCAGGGGACAAAUGGGGCGACGGCUCGAGGUUACUUUGAUCAAUCGUCUCAAGCGGCUACACCAAUUCUACCAUCUCAGCCCAUGGGUACGAACGAGGCGGAGCGAUACGGUUCCGCGCCCGGUCAGCCCCCUUUCGACCAUCCUGGUUCGGCGAAUGGCACCCCCCGAUAAGCGAAUUGACGUCCAGAUGUAUGUGUUCUGAUAUUGACGAUUUCUUUCUUCUCCUUUGCUUUUGGUUUCUUGCUGUUCAUUGUUUGCUAUGGGAUACUUGGAUAGACAGUUCGGUCGGUGUUACUUCAUGGGAACUGAAAUCGGCGGCUCUUGGGGAUACAUGGCGCCUGGGGAAUUAAAAUGGGUCACCAGGGGUUUUAUUGCUACGUCUCUUGCUCUUGCUUCUCUUGUUUCCAGGAUGACGGUUACGAGGGAGGGUACUACUGACUUCGCUGUAUAUAUUAUUAUUUUUUGACCUGGAGCAGUAUUAUGACCUG
Aspergillus aculeatus ATCC 16872 is the source of this 1945-nucleotide messenger RNA. It is a transcript of the gene vosA, whose product is annotated as protein vosA. The coding region runs from base 306 to 1628 and encodes 440 amino acids. The record is from RefSeq and is a predicted model, not a curated record. The transcript has 10 exons. Lineage: Eukaryota; Fungi; Ascomycota; Eurotiomycetes; Eurotiales; Aspergillaceae.